GGUCCAAAAGUCCAGUCCGGUAACGUAAGUAAUUUACCUGAAAUUCACCAGAUAUUAUUGAAUAUUCAUAUUUCGCCCAUAGGAAGUAAUAGAACACUGACGUAGAUCUUUUAUCGAACAUUGCUUAUUAUCAAAGCAAAUCCACAUAGACUCAUAAAGUAAUGUGUAUACAUAUGUCAGGAAUCUCUCAAUGUUGUCAAUCUGUGGUGCGUGGGGUGUGAAACAUAUACAUACAAUGUGUAAUGUUUGGAGUGAUUGUGACAACAUGUAAUUAUUUCGUAGUCGCUUUUUGCUGAUAUAAGGUUUCAUGAUAAAUUGCCAAAUAAAUUGAAUAGCUUCACUUAGAAAGUUCAUGACAGAUGAUAUCUCAAUCAUGGCAAUUUGACGCAACGAAGAUGCAUGAGUACAAUUGCUGGUUUGUUUUGUUAACAUUUCUUGCAACAUCAAGUGCAGGACUUUGGAAGACAGUGAACAGAUCUUUUUAUAUACUCACGUUUUACAACACUGACUCUACCUGGUAUCAGGCAAAAUCUUUGUGUGAGAGCAGCAGAUCUAGUCUUGUUCAACUUGAUGUUACCUCCAUAAAGAAUGACGUUCUUAACACAGUCACGAGUUCCGGGUUGGUUAUCAACUAUUGGAUUGGGGCAACAGAUGAAGCCUCAGAAGGACAUUGGAAAUGGAUGGAUGGAUCUUCAGCCUCGAUUACUUGGAAUACAGGGCAACCAAAUGGAGGAAGGGCACAAAAUUAUCUCGGAAUGGACAGAUAUGGAAAAUUUUAUGAUUAUAGUUCGAAUCACAAUAGAGGAGUCAUAUGCAUGAAAGCGAUACCCUUUACAAUUUCCUCGGGAAUAUACAGACUGACUGCAAUUGGAAGACCUCACCCUAAAGUUACUUAUGAAACAGCUCGUGCAGAAUGUGCAAAUAUUCAAUCACGAAUUUUAAAACUGACAUCGGCCACACAAGCUCUGAUCAAGUCCUAUUUAAAUUCUGACCAUAUCAGCAAUGAUGUUAAUAUCUGGGGACAAUACGUAGAUUCUAGGUGCUAUUCGCUAACGUUGAAAGAUUACAAGUCGAAAGCCACAUAUUGUACUGACAAGCAUUACUACAUUUGCGAACAAGCUGGACCGCAUGAUAUGCAAUUAUCAAUACCUAACUUCAUUGUGGAUUCAUAUACUGGCACGAAAGAAAUAACGUGCUUGACAUCUGGGUUCCCACCACCGACUGUUAAAUGGAUGAAAGGAAAAACUGUACUCCAUUCAACAUCAAACAAUAACCAAGCUAAAGUUGGAAAAAAUUUAGUCUUAAAUCUAAAACAAUUGACAAUCGAAGACGAAGGACAAUAUAAAUGUUUCGCAUCAAAUACAGUUGGACAAAAGUUUUACGAAUUUUCCCGAACCCUUGAUGUUAAAGUUCCAAGUCAACCAUCAAUCACAAACAUAACUUCGUCACCUUGUAAUUCCGAUUUAUUGGUCACUUGGAAGCCACAUGUCCGUGGAGUUGGAAUCCAACACAGAUUUCAGAUUAUGGAUUUUAUGAACAUCAACAAUUAUAAGGUUUUCCUAACGACGCCGAAUAAUGUCUCCAUGACGUCCAGAGUGACACGUCUGCAAUCAUCAACAUCUUAUAUUAUUAGGAUUGAGCCAUGCUUGACAACUUCAUCAACUUGCUUCAGUCAAUAUGCAACUAGCAGAAAUGCAACCACUUGA
Styela clava is the source of this 1706-nucleotide messenger RNA. Lineage: Eukaryota; Metazoa; Chordata; Ascidiacea; Stolidobranchia; Styelidae. The record is from RefSeq and is a predicted model, not a curated record.